Molecule: messenger RNA, 6498 nt
Organism: Callithrix jacchus (white-tufted-ear marmoset)
Lineage: Eukaryota; Metazoa; Chordata; Mammalia; Primates; Cebidae
Product: olfactory receptor 2B2
Biological process (GO): G protein-coupled receptor signaling pathway
Cellular component (GO): membrane
Molecular function (GO): olfactory receptor activity; G protein-coupled receptor activity
Source: RefSeq, a predicted model, not a curated record
GACCACGAAGAGGAUCAGCUCUAGGUGGGGACGGUCAGAGAAGCCCACCAGGAUGAAGCCUUCGAAAGAACUCGUAUUGUCCUUUUCCAUCACCUGUGGCUACAUAUCACCUGUUGAGAGAAAGAUGAGUGCCGGUUUUGUUUCUUUUAGAUUUCUUACGGCAACAUGGAAUUAGUUGAGGAAGUUACUUGGACGAGCCUUAUUUGGAGAAAGCUUUGACAUGCCCUUUGAUUUCUUAGAAUGCUACCACUCUCUUCGGACUCCAGUACUAAAGUGCAAUUUAAGAGGAUGCUUCCAAGACUCUGUUGAACCUCAUCUUUUUUAAUGUUAAAAAAUAUAUAAUGAAAAAAUUCAAGAGGGAGAUGACACAUAUAAGGUCAACCAGUACACAGGUAAGAAAGGAGGUAAGGCUGUGUGUCCAUCUGAGCAAGUGUUCUAAACUAGGGGUUAAAAUAUCCUAAUGUGACCACGGAUAAACGCUGUAAAGUUUCCCUCAGCAGCUUUCUAAAAUUCUCUCACAUUAACUUCUGUUUUUAUCCAAUUGAUUGCUAUGCUCUCUUUCUGAUCUGCUAGGUAUUUCACAUAAUUCAAAUGUUUUGCUAGUCAGUUGAACGUUUACUAUUCAAAAUGAGAAUAAUUGUAUCUGGAGAUGCUGGCAAUGUGAUUUUAUUGCAAAGCAGAGAAAUCUACCACCUUUAAGAUAUUAGCCACAGUUGCAAGCAAUUGGAGCAGGUGUUAACAGGUAAAUAGUAGCCUAUGGGAUAUAAUCUUAAAGAUGCAGAUAAGGACUUCCUGGUUUCUGUUUUGUUUUGCUUUUUAGUUGUCAACAAGCACUUUAAUCCUAAAAUUAGGGACAUAAAUCAGAAUUUAAAUUACUUAAACUGUCUGAAAUACAAAAGGAUACCACAUCUAUUUAAAGAUAUCCUUUUAAGAGUGGAUAAAUAUUUGAGGUAACGGUGUGUGCAGAAGAUGAGUAAGAAAGACAGACGUGGGAAUUCAGGGCUGUGAAAUGUCCAGCUUCUUCCCCUCACUGCUUUCUGGCUGCAUCAUUGUUACUCAGCUCCAGGGCUUCCUACUAGAGUGAUGAAUAUUUCUGCCUCCUUGUGCCUUACUCCAGAAAGUGAGGGGAUAUUACAUAAUUGGAUACACUAAUACAUUAAUGACAAAGCAGUUUAUUUCUUUUGUGAGGACUGAAUCUCAGAGUGAGGUGGUCACCUAGUUUAAGAAGAGUUAACUGAUUCUCUCCUGUAAUCCUCAGUGAGAGGGCUUUUUGGUGAGGCAGUCUCUUAGUUGAGUUCUGAGGAGGAAAGUCAGACAGAGGGCCUGGUCAGGAAGGAAGGGCCCUGAUCCGUGUUAAAGGAGAAAGCACAUAUAGUGUCUUUAACAGUGAGAUACCUCCCGAGCAAUAAAUGAAGGCAGACCUUACGAUUUAUCCAAGCAGGAAUGCGUCUGAGAAUAGGAGGGACUCUGGCAGUGACUAUGUCAGGACAGCAGGGGUACAUUCAGCAGUCUGAAUAAACGAGUAUUUCAGCCAUCCCAAUGUGAUGAGUUUGAGGGGAUCUCUUCAACACGUGUGCACCUCAAAGAUACUGACAUAUAUGAAAUCUCUCUUUAACUGAUGCCAUUUGUCUCGUUUUCUCUGAUUCCUGCACUCCUUGGCAACACACACACACACACACACACACACACACACACACACACAUUUUACUAGUAAGAUACAAAAUGCUCCUACAAUCCAUCUUUUGAAAACUCUUUGUACAGUCAGGCAUGGUGGCUCACGCCUGUAAUCUCGGUGGGAGGCCGAGACAGGCGGAUCACGAGGUCAGGAGUUCGAGAUCAGCCUGGCCACCAUGGCAGCCUCUACUAAAAAUACAAAAAUUAGCCAGGAUUGGUGGCAGGCGCCUAUAGUUCCAGCUACUCAGGAGGCUGAGGUAGGAGAAUCAUUGAACCUGGGAGGCAGAGGUUGCAGUGAGCCGAGAUUGUGCCACUGCACUCCAGCCUGGGUGACAAGAGCAAGACUCCGUUUCAAAAAAAAAAAAAAAAUAUAUAUAUAUAUAUACAUUCAGACUGAAUUUUAAGGAAUUAUCAAGAGAGCUAAAAAAUUAAAUUUCUUGUAAUAUUUUCAUCCUCAUGGCCAUCAAAAUCUUAACUAAAGCAACGCUAGUCUGAAAGUAGAAUACAGAGAAUAAAUUGGUCAGCAGGUCAUUAAAAAUAUAAAAGUAAUGCCUGCUUAUUAGAAACUUGAACAAAAAAAUAGUUAAGUGUAUAAGUAAAGUCUGCUUUAUUCACCCCCAUUUUGAUUUCUGAGGGGUAAUAGUUUCUUCUACAUUAUUCAAAAGUAGCUUUUAAUUUAUAUAUUAGUAUGUAUAUUAUACUAAUAUUAUGUUCCUUUCUUAAACUGAUGGAAUCAUGCUAUACAAAUGUUCAGUCACUUCGUUUUUUCACUUAAAAAUACUUUUGAAUAUCAUUUCAUAUCCAUAUCUGACUACAAAUCUCAAUUUUCUUUUUAGGUGAGAGUGAGGAGACAUUUUUUAGGAAGCUAAUGGUUCUAAAAUAAGUAGAAAAAUUAAAAUUCACAUUGCCAACACUAUGCUGAACAUGAACGAAAUUGAAAAACAAAUGUUCUAACAUUGAUAAAGUAAUACAAUUAUGAAGUGUCCCAUUAAGAUUUUUGGGGGGAUGAAUACAUGUUUAGCUGGUAGAGUUGACAUAUUAGUCCCUCCAGGAAAUUUAUGAGGCUAAAUUGCCUCUACCCAAAGCAUCUCAGAGUUCCUGCAGAACUGUUGUAGUUUCUCCGACACAGCUGUGCAUCUAUAUGCCAGGCACUAUGGCAGGCAAUUCACACUCAAGAUCACAUUUAUACUCACGCCAGAUGCUGACUAUGACCCCCUGUCGUUAGAGUUGAUGGCUUGUGGGUUAAGAAGGAAAUCAGAGUCAUUUUCAUUGGUAACCCUAAGAAAUGUAAAGUUCUAGAAAUCGUAAGUAAUUCCUCUCUGAGCACCUCAGACCUUGGAUCGCUGCAGCUUCCUUUCAUCCACUCUUCUCCGUUUCUAAAGGCACGAGUCUAGGGUAGGCCUGUGGGUUUAUACCUCACAUCAUUUAUACUUCACAUCAAGGCAACUUAGAAAAACAUUACGGUAGUCCUCCCUUCUCUGUGAUUUUGCUUUGCACACUUAGAAAAACAUUACGGUAGUCCUCCCGUCUCUGUGAUUUUGCUUUGCACACUUAGAUAAAGAUUACGGUAGUCCUCCCUUCUCUGUGAUUUUGCUUUGUACAAUUUCGGUUACCCACAGUCAGCCAUGGUCUGCAAAUAUUAAAAGGAAAAUUCCGGAAUUGAACAAUUCAUAAGGUUUAAAUUCAUGGCAUUCUGAAUAGCCUGAUGAAGUCUUGCGUUAUCCCGCCGAGUCGUGGGAAUCAUCUCAUUGUUUAGAGCAGGAGUGUCCAAACUUUUGGCCUCCCUGGGUCAGAUUGGAAGAAGAAGAAUUGUCUUGGGCCUCACAUAAAAUACAGCAACACUACAAUAGCUGAUUUUUUUUUAAAUCACAAAAAAACUCUCAUGAUGUUUUAAGAAAGUUUACAAGUUUGUGUUGGGCCACAUUCGAAGCCAUCCUGGGCUGCAUGCAGCCCGUGGGCCUGUGUGGACAAACUUGAUUUAGACCAUCCACCUGCCUGUUAGGCACUUAGUAGCCACCUCGGUCAUCAGAUCGGCAGAACACAGGAGGGGUGAGUACACUAGAAUAAGGUGUUUCGAGAGAGAAAAAAAGAGAGGACUCCACAUUCACAUAAAGUUUAUUACAACAAAUGGGGGUGUUGAGCUGUUAUUGCUGUUCCGUUUUAUUAGUUCCUGUUCUUAAUCUCUUACUGUGCCUAACUUAUAAAUUAAACCUCAUUCUAGUUGCGUAUAUAUUAAAAAAUAGUAUCUAUAGGUGUUGGUACUAUCCACAGUUUGAGGUAUCUAUCCACUUGGGGUCUUGGAAUGUAUCCCCCAUGGAUAAAGGGGGACCACUAUAUUAUCUUCAUUUUACAAAUGAGAAGUGUGGAGACCAGAGGGUUAGAAGCAUUCCAAUUUAAUGAAUGUAACUGAUUAGAGAGGGUAGGGACAUGAGCCCAGGCCUCUGAACUUCAAAUAUCAUAUUAUUAAGGAAUCUUUACAAAUUCUGUGAGCUUCCAAAACAAAAAGGAUACAUCUCCUUAAACUGUGUCUGGAUAACUUACUGGAUACUGUCUACAUGGCUUUUUUGAAGGUGGUAGAGUAAUGGGAGGUGGCUUUAAUUAAUUUUAACUGAUUCCCACAAUCAGGGAAUCUCAUUGGCAUUGAGGAGAAAUUAGAAUGGAUUCAAAUGGCAGGAAACUGUAUCUACAUCCACCUCACAGUAGAUAUCUAGGUAGGAAGAACGUGAAAAAUACAUUUACGAGCAGUAAAAUAUCAAAGGAUACAUUAUGUGAAUUUGGAAACUGAAAAUAUGGCUUAAGAUUCUUGAAAUUCACUUUGCUAAUAUGGUGUUACAAAUGCAUAAACACUUUUGAAAUACUCAGAUAAGUAUUUAUACCUUUAUCAGCACUUUUUUCACAUUAUUAAUACAAUCAGUCUGUAAAUUUAUGUAAAUCGCUAGCAAAAUGAUUAUAGCUGACAUAAUCAAUAAAUGUGUUUAUUAACCUUCUGACUUCUCAUAUUUCAGAGAACAAAGAGUUGAACCAUUUAACAUGAAUUGGAUAAAUGAGAGUGUCCCUCAGGAGUUCAUUCUGUUAGGUUUCUCGGAUCGACCAUGGCUAGAGCUUCCCCUGUCUGUGACGUUCCUGUUUUCCUAUAUCUUGACAAUCUUUGGCAAUCUGACAAUAAUUCUUGUGUCACAUCUGGAUUUCAAACUCCACACCCCCAUGUACUUUUUUCUUAGCAAUCUCUCACUCCUGGACCUUUGCUACACCACAAGUACAGUCCCACAAAUGCUGGUAAACAUAUGCAGCACCAGGAAAGUAAUCAGUUAUGGGGGCUGUGUGGCCCAGCUUUUCAUUUUCCUGGCGUUGGGUUCCACUGAGUGUCUUCUCCUGGCCGUCAUGUCCCUCGAUAGGUUCGUAGCUAUUUGUCGGCCUCUCCAGUACUCAGUUAUCAUGCACCAGAGGCUCUGCCUCCAGUUGGCAGCUGCAUCCUGGGUUAGUGGCUUCAGUAAUUCACUAUUGCAGUCCACCUGGACACUUCAGAUGCCACUGUGUGGUCACAGAGAAGUGGAUCACUUCUUCUGUGAAGUCCCUGCACUGCUCAAGUUGUCCUGUGUCGACACGACAGCAAAUGAGGCUGAACUUUUCUUCAUCAGUGUGCUGUUCCUUCUCAUACCUGUGACACUCGUCCUCAUAUCGUAUGCUUUUAUAGUCCAAGCAGUGUUGAGAAUCCAGUCUGCUGAAGGCAGACAAAAAGCAUUUGGGACAUGUGGCUCUCAUCUAAUUGUGGUGUCACUUUUUUAUGGUACAGCCACCUCCAUGUACCUGCAGCCACCUUCACCCAGCUCCAAGGACCGGGGAAAGAUGGUUUCUGUCUUCUAUGGAAUCAUCGCGCCCAUGCUGAACCCCCUUAUAUAUACACUUAGGAACAGAGAGGUAAAGGAAGCCUUGAAAAGGUUGGUCGCGAGAGUCUUAAUCAAGAGAUGAGACAUACGCAGAUGAUAAGCUUUGCCAAAGACAUAAUGCUUACUUAGCUUACUAACUUCUCUGCAAGCUGCCCUGUUUUUUGUUGUUACUGUAGAGAACUAUCGUAAGCUCCCUCAAAGAAAAUUUCCUUCACAAAAAGCUGUAUUUGUUUCUGUGGCCUAAAUAUUUUCUUGCCAGGGUGUUAAUAAAAAAGUAAGGAAUUCCCAAAUGGUAGACCUUUUAAAGACUUCAACUUCACAAAGCUUAUAAUUCAAUUCUCUCCAAAUCGAUUCAUUAUCAUUAUUCUUAAAAAACUACUAUCGUGAUCUUUUUUUUUUUUAGCUGGAGUUUCGCUCUUGUUGCCCAGGCUGGAGUGCAAUGGUGCGAUCUCGGCUCACCAUAACCUCCGCCUCCUGGGUUCAGGCAACUCUCCUGCGUCAGCCUCCCGAGUAGCUGGGAUUACAGGCACGCGCCACCGUGCCCAGCUAAUUUUUGUAUUUUUAGUAGAGACGGGGUUUCACCAUGUUGACCAGGUUGGUCUCGAUGUCUUGACCUCGUGAUCCACCUGCCUCGGCCUCCCAAGGUGCUGGGAUUACAAGCUUGAGACGCCGCGCCCGGCCCUUAUGGUGAUCUUUAAAUAAAAUGUCAUCGACAGAGAGCCACGUCUGUUUUCUACUGCCUAGAUAUAUUCAUUGCACAAGUCUUGAAACUGGUCUUUUAUGAACUCUCAAAAUAGGAUAGCCUUAAAAUCUUUAAGGUCUCAAACAUCAUACCGCUGGUCUGUAUACAUGGGUAAGAGUCUUAGGCGUCUCUGAAACCAAAAUAAAAGCUUAGAAAUCUUUUCCCCGGAAAUAAAACGUUUUGAUACGUGUACAA